AUGAGUGCCAGUGAUGACAACGAGGAAAUUCUUAAUUCCCCAGAAGAUGGAGUCAUUCCUUACCCAAGAACUGAGAAAGGUGCUAGAAAACCGAAGUGCGCUCGUUGCCGAAAUCACGGAGUCAUCUCCUGGCUGAAAGGACACAAGGCGAAUUGUCGCUACAAAGACUGCAACUGCAACAAAUGCAUCCUAAUCUCAGAGAGACGUCGGGUGAUGGCAGCGCAAGUUGCGCUCAAAAGGCAGCAAGCAGCUGAAGAUGCUAUUGCUCUAGGCUUACGAAUGCGACAGGACUCUUCUGAUGGAGUAGACAACGCUGGUAACCCAAAGCUAGGAUACUUAGCCCCUGGACCAGUGUUCCCAAAAGGAUCAGAUCAUGAGGACGAACUCGACGAAAUCAGCGAUGAUGAUGACUCAAAGCCAAUCGUCGGAAUCAAGCGCAAACUCGAUGAUAGCUUUGAAUCUGCCCCACUCAAAAGAUCCAGAACGAAUUCAAAAUACGUGAAUCUCCUAGAGAGACUUUUUCCCGAUCAGAAAUCAGACGUCCUCGAGCUCGUUCUUCAAGGUUGCAAUGGAGACGUCGUCCGAGCGAUCGAGCAUUGCCUGGCAGUCGAUGACAGCCGCAAUGAGAUCUCAAAGAUAACGCGACAAUCUGUUUCAUCUGAGACUUCUUCUGCUACCCCGACGACCUCCUCUACGUCGCCAACAUCGCCGGCUGAGUUUUUCCGAACUCUCACAAGUCCAGGUCGACCUCUGAUUCCGCCGAUCUCCCCUGCUUACCCUUACAUGUCCUCCCCAAGUCUUCUUUUCCCGUGCCUCUACCCAGGACUUGCCGGCUUAGGAAGCCACCCUCAUCUCAACACAGACUUGGCAAAAUGGAAAAAGUAA
Messenger RNA from Oikopleura dioica, 885 nucleotides. The record is from the annotation of a GenBank genome assembly. Lineage: Eukaryota; Metazoa; Chordata; Appendicularia; Copelata; Oikopleuridae.